Molecule: messenger RNA, 1189 nt
Organism: Guillardia theta CCMP2712
Lineage: Eukaryota; Cryptophyceae; Pyrenomonadales; Geminigeraceae
Exons: 10
Coding region: 71-1132 (353 amino acids)
Molecular function (GO): calcium ion binding
Source: RefSeq, a predicted model, not a curated record
AAGUAAGAUAAGCGUUUGCAACACCCCGGUCGUUCUGAUUGGACAUUCAAACAGAUUGGCAGUGUCAAAUAUGAAUCAUUAUCGCCCAAGUGCCCCGUUCCACACAGGAACCCCGGCUAACUUGCAGAGACCACAAUUUGACAACUGGAGCGCCAAAAAGAAGAGCUCGCUUGGAUUGUUCGGAACUUCAUCCUCGGUCGUGUACUGGGGAGAUUUGAAAGAGAGGGAUGAGAAGAUGAAGGCUAUGAGGCUGAAAUAUGAUAUGAAUGAGAGCAGGCGUGAACUUGUGCGUGAGGCCUUUCACAAGCUUGAUCACGAUGGGGACGGUUUAGUGACGAUCGAUGAUUUGCGAAACAAGGGAUACAACGCCAAGUCUCAUCCAAGAUACUCAGCAGAAGGAGUGAAUCAUUGGAGUGAAGAUCAGAUUUACUUGAGCGUUCUAGCGAGGUUCAAAGGAGGAGUUUAUGAACCCGGCACGACCGUGAAAUAUCAAGAUUUGAGACUAGAGGAAUUCGAGGAGUAUUACAGAAUCGUAGGAGAGGACCUUGACGACGAGUAUUUUGAGGCGAUGAUGAUACAGGCCUGGAGAAUACAAAGGAAGAAUCCAGGAUUUCAAGGAUACGAUAACAGGAUCUUAUCACAGCUAGCUUUGGUUGAAGCGAACAUGUUGCAAGACAAAUAUUUCGGGCAAGAUGAACUGAACAGGUCAAAGUUGGAGGCUGUACAAAUAGAUUCCGAACAACAAGCUAAAUUAGAUUCGUGGAAAUCGAUGAUACAGAGUGGGGAUUUCAACAAGAUGAACAAGGCUGCUGAAGAGAUAGAGAUCUGGGUGAAAGUUGAAGAUAAGAUGAAAGAGUUCUCCCGACCUGUUCCUGCCAAUGCUAUCCGUUUCUUCCGCUCGGGAGGCGCUGACAUGCUCACAGAGCUGGCUUGUGCUCAGGAUGCCAUCAUUAAACGUACUUGCGCCAAUGUCUUGUUCUGGGCUCUCAAGCCUGAGCUUGCGCAGCUGGAGCUUGCAAAGGACAGCAAAGGGAAAACCCGAUUGAUAAGGGACGGACUGCCAGCGAUCGCACAGGGCUCGGAUGCAGUUGCCAGAAACAAAGUAGAGCGAGUCAAAAGCAUGAUCAUGUAAAUCAGUGUACAGUCAAACUCACGGACAGUUAUUAUGAUACUUCAGUAAAAAUUUGUG